Messenger RNA from Geodia barretti, 1538 nucleotides. The record is from the annotation of a GenBank genome assembly. Lineage: Eukaryota; Metazoa; Porifera; Demospongiae; Tetractinellida; Geodiidae.
UGCGCGACCACUCACUUGCAGGUCAGUUUCCGCAAUGUCUGAUCCUAAACUUAUUAGAGAGUUGGUAGAAGAGCUGCACGCUAUGAAGCCAAAAUGGAGGACUAUUGGGACACAGUUGGAGAUUUGCCAGUCAAAGUUGGAUUGUAUUAGUCAGAAGUACAAGGAUGACUCAGAGCAAGCCUUUACUGAAAUGAUGAAUGAGUGGUUGACACAAAUUGGCAAUGAAAAAUCUUUAUGGUCAGUUAUUGUCAAGGUUCUUCUCUCCCGUAGUGUGGGUGCAAGGACACUUGCUCUGAAUCUGGCACGAAGAAAGUCUGUUCCUAUCACAGACAUGCCCAGUUCAGAUGAUGACCCAGAGGCAUCAAUGGAGCUGGAAAUGCUUGAAGAUUACAAUGCUAAAAAAGUUCCAGCAGAAGUUCAGAAAGAGAUGAAGCGAAUGGCUAAACUCUUUAAUUCACUUAGAAUAAAAACGUUUCGUUUCAUUGAUGAACUCCAGAAAGCCCAGAAAGUUUCACUUGAUGAUUUUCGAGUUUUUGUUUGCAAUCCUGCACAUAUGAUUGUGCAUUAUGAUCACCAUGAGAUACGUCACUCUAAUUCAACCAUGGAUAUAUGUGCAAUUAUUAGUCAAAAUAAGUACCUCCACUGGCUUCAUGAUGAUUUGUUAGAAGAAAUAAUUGAAGAGUAUGGUGAUUCCGAUCUAAAGGGGCAGUUGGAAUCUUUUUCACAAGGAAAUAGAGCAGUUUGAACAGCAAACAGAUCUGGAUGACGUCAAGAACAUAUUAUUCACACCUUCGUGCCCCACUUCCUCUUUUAUUAAAGUGCCUCUUCCAGAUGAGGUUGAAAAGAAGACCAUGAAGACAGUGCGAGAUGUCAAAAAUGGACUUAAACAAACAAAUGGCUUUCGCAGUCCUUUACACCACGUUGGGAAAAGUUCUCCCUUUUGCUUAUAUUUUAUAAUCCCACCACUACUUGUCCCACCUGUGUUUAUAAAAGAGCUGAGUGCAAUUACUCCAAAUACAAUUGAAGACCGUGUUGUAUUGAUAUCCACCAAGGAAUGGGUUCAUCAACUGCUAAACAUACCUGUAAGUACACUGCAUCAACAAUUAUAUUGCACUUUACUCAAUGUUUAGCCGCCACAUCACAGAUCUGAAGCAACCUUAGCACUACCUCCCACUGCUGAAAAUUUCAAACCUGCAAGCACUUCAAAGGGACUUGGAAUUGAAGAUGAUGAUGAAAAUAUUGUUACAGUAUUUGAAAUCCCACACAUAUAUUAUCCACUCUGAUUCUGAUGAGGAAUCUGACUUGGAUAUUCUUGUUGAAGAGUCCGAGUUGAUCAUAGAAAAGGUGACUCCCCCUGCUAAAAAGAGAAAAACGAUGCUAAACAAAAAAAGGAGCAAAAUGAUGAAGCAAAAGGCUAGAAAGAAGUAUGCUAAAAACACACGAAGACAAAUAUAUUAAUGAUUGUGCCACAACUAUAAACUUUGCUGAAUUAUCAAAAUAAUGUUGCCCAUGCGCCAAGUUACGAGUGGGUCUGGCGU